Messenger RNA from Aspergillus bombycis, 219 nucleotides. RefSeq lists its product as uncharacterized. The coding region runs from base 1 to 219 and encodes 72 amino acids. The record is from RefSeq and is a predicted model, not a curated record. Lineage: Eukaryota; Fungi; Ascomycota; Eurotiomycetes; Eurotiales; Aspergillaceae. The transcript has 2 exons.
AUGCAGGCUAUGGUGAAGGAGAAGUGGAACAAUUCCUUUCGGCCACCACAGCUUUCUUCGAUCAUUCGUGAUAAUGAUAUUCUCCAACUGGCGGAUCCACAACUUGACGAUGCCGUGGAACAGAGUCGGCAAUACUGGUACCAGCUCGCAACUUUAGCCUCUGAACUUCGGGAUUCUUGCUUGAUGCCAGAGUUCAUAAAUCCUCGUCUCGCUCUCUAG